Cucurbita maxima (winter squash) is the source of this 3526-nucleotide messenger RNA. RefSeq lists its product as uncharacterized. Gene Ontology annotation, cellular component: Ino80 complex. The coding region runs from base 348 to 3095 and encodes 915 amino acids. The transcript is spliced from 10 exons. Lineage: Eukaryota; Viridiplantae; Streptophyta; Magnoliopsida; Cucurbitales; Cucurbitaceae. The record is from RefSeq and is a predicted model, not a curated record.
CGAACAACGUCUGCAUCUCUCUCUUCUUUCAAUGGCCAUUGGGUCUCUGUUUCAGUGCCUCUCUCUAUCUCUCGAACUUCAGCCUCCGCAAUAUUCUGGAUAACCCAAAACCCUAUCUCUCACUCAUUCACGCUUCCGCUUUACUUCUUCUUUUCAUCGAUUACACUUUCCUAUUGUUUUGUUUCAGAAUUCUCACCCAUUCUUCACUGCCGUUUCUUGCACUUUUCCAUGUUUUUGCGGCGAUAGGAGCUUCGUUUGAGAAUAUUCAAGGCCUCUCAUUAAAGUUGUAGCUGCACUAUCUAUGUGCUAGUAUGUGUCUUACUGCAACUUGUUCUGAUACUUGAUUAAUGGCGGCCAAUCAACGGAGAAAAAGAUUGAGUUCUGCCAGUGUAGUCGGUUACAGUACGAGGGAUUCAUAUAGAGUUAGAAAAAAGAAUUCUGCAUUGCCGCACAGUGAUGCAAACUUAAGAUCCCAUAUUACUCUGGUAUGGGAUGGGAGUAAAAGAAGAGUUGUUUCUAAAAGGGAACAAGUUGGCCUAAGUUGGAGAAAAUUAAGACCAUUUGUCGAUUCAGUUUCCAAUAAACACAGUAUCUUAGCUGACGCUUUUGAUGUUCCUCGUGAGAUUUUUGAGUUGAAAAAUUUAUCAGAAGUCCUUUCACUUGAGGUUUGGCAGACAUAUCUUUCAGAAAAUGAGAGAAACGAUCUGAGGAGGUUUCUUCCUGAAGAACAAGAAAAUGAAACCGAUGUGAUGGAAGCAUUGUUUUCUGGGGAUAAUUUUCACUUUGGAAAUUCCCUUGUUAAAUGGGAGUCUUCACUUUGCUCUGGUGCACUGCACCCCGAUGCAGUUCUUCAAAAUGAACAGUGUUUAAUGGCAGCUAAAAAAUCGUAUUCCUAUGAGUUACAGAAGUAUCAUAACAAUAUGAUUGAAUAUCUGCAGAAACUGAAGGAUCGAUGUGCAAACUGCAAAGAUCCAGAGAAGGAAAUCAUACAUCCAACAUGGAGGUCAAGAAAUGCAGAAAGGAGAGUCUCCACCCAAGUGAAUGAGUCCAGAUUUGACUAUCACAAGGAUAAUGCGAUAGCUACACCAGAGUCUGGUUCAUGGGCUGCAGAGGAGAAAGUAUGUAGCAGUGAUAACCAGACUUCAUUCAUGAAGGGAUGUGCACUAUUCUGGUCUAAAAACAGGUUGUGCAGUCGAGAAUACAAGCAAAAAAGAUGCAGAACUUCAUCAACUCCUAUAGAUGACAUGCUUAAUGUGGAAACUAGACCUGAGGUCAAGCUACAAAAGCGCAACAUCCAGUGUAGUGAUGGUUCCAAAUAUAUGUCAUAUUUCAAGAUUAGCAAGAAACAGCUUGACCUCGUGAAGAACAUGAAGCAAUCUGGAUCGCUUGACCAAGUUUUAGGUGACAUGAAAGCUUUUAAUGUACAACCAUAUGAAGUAUUUGUAGAGGAAGAACGAAAGAAGUUGCAUGAGCACUGGGUGCAAUUAUCAAAAGUUCAUCUCCCAGUUGCAUAUGCAAAUUGGAGGGAGACUCGUUUACAGAGACGGAAAGUAACCAAGGCCUUGGAGAAAGAUCUGAAAGACAGGCAAAAAUUGCUGAUGGAUGUGGACACUGAAAGCCAUGAUAGCAUGCUUCGAGACCAAAUGGAUACUGAAGGAACAGAUCAAAUGGAUAGGGAAGAAACAGGGAAUGAAUCUAUUGAAAAAUCAAUUUCUGGUUCCCAAAGUAGUCAAUCCUCAAAGCAGGUCAAUGGUGGGCUGGAGACCUACAGCAAUUCUGAUUCCGAAAACCACGACACCCCAAAUUCUGGUGAUGCUCAUCUUGAAGAAUCUGGAAUAUCAAGAAACAGGAAUGCUAUAGAAUGCUCAGCCAGUCAGGGAGAGGAGGCCCUACAUUCUAUUGGUGAUGUUCGCCCCGAACCAAGCAUGCCAAAGAAUUACCACAGCUCUGCUACCAGCCAUGAUUAUGCAACAUCUAUUAGUGUUUUGUCUCUUGCAAAUUCUCAUGCUGAUGAAGAGCGAAAAACAAUCGUUUUCAAUGUUGAACCUGACAUGCCUGCCAGAGGUAUUGCUAAAAGUUUGUUGCCAAGACAAUCAGAUGACGGCUCUUCUGUGAAAUCUGGCUUACAUAGUCUGGAUGUUGGGAAAAUUUUGUUGGCCAGACAAUCGGAUAAUGACACUUUUGUGGAACGUGAUUCGCAUGGCCGAGAUAUUGGAAAUAUUUUGUUACAUAGCCAAUCAGACGAUAGCACCUUUUGUUCUUAUGGAAACCAAGGUAAAGAUAUUGGAAAACAUAUGUUACAUAGACAUUCUGACAAUGACACCCUUAGUUAUGAAAAUCAAGGUAAGGAUGAGUUACUUCAUUCCGUGUUUAACGGACAGGCAGCUCCUCUGUCCUUCCAUAGUGAGGAGAGGCACUCGGGUUUAGAUUUCCAGCCAUCGAACCAUGACUUGAUAGAAGAGAAUCGAUAUUCUAGACAUUUCCAGGAGCAACCAGAUUUAUCCGUGCCUUUGCAGCAAGGAAGAAAGGAAGACAAGCAAGUUUACAUGCAACAUGGUGUUCCUGAAAACAUGUAUCCUGAAGGCAACAGGUAUAUAAUCCCAACACAGCAACAGUUACCCUCGUCUGUAAUGCAGGACUGGACGGUGAACUCGGUUCCCAUGUCUGCUCAUAUCCAUUCUCAUACUAUGAAUGCUGGAAGUUUAUUAGGCGAUAAUUGGUUUCCGGGAGAGCAUCAAGUCCGUGGAGGGUUUACAGGGUCAGAUGGCGUCAUAGUCCCAAAUCAGAAUAUUGGCAGUGGAAACAGCAGCACAGAUCAAAUCUUAUUCAGUGUUCUAUCUCAAGGUAGUCAAUUCUGUUCCCCUUUUCAUUCAAUGGGCUCGAACGGGCAAUUCAUUUCCCCAAGGAACCAUGGAAUGUUGCACGAAGGAAAUCCCAUGAUCGGUAACGUUCUACCAAAAGUAUCAAACUCACUCGACUACUUGGGAGGGCAUGAAAUACCAUCCCAGGGUAUAAGCUUGGCAGGCAUGAGGCAUCAGAAAUCCAAUUUGACUGAUCCAAUGGAGAAACCAUACUUGAGAUCAUGGAAUCAAUGAGGAGAAAUCUGUGGCCAUUUAGUUUCCCUAUAAGGGACGAAAAAGAAAACAUUGUGGAUGUUUCAACGAGAGCUGGUUUUGUGUAAUACAAGAUGGUAGACUGUUAUAUAUAAUACCCAAUUCAUACAAGAAGAGAAGCAACCCAACACCAUGUACAUAUUUAGAUGUUAGAUGAGCAGCUGGAAGGAAGAAGAAAUUUUGAAGUGACGGAAAGAUCCAGGUCAAAAUGAUUGUUCCUGGUAAGGUAAAUUUUUGUAGCUUGUUCAUUUAUUCUUAGUUCUUCUCUCUGUUCUGUUGCUUAGAAAGGUGAUUUCAAUAAUUUUUGAGGCUACAAAGCCAUUUAUGAGGCCAAUGCUUAAAAGGGAUGAUUCUCCUGAUUGUUUGCUUUUUAUCUAUGGUUUAUUAAGUUGUUGAUUAUUUUUCUGAGGACA